This is a messenger RNA of Aethina tumida (small hive beetle), 1468 nucleotides long. RefSeq names its product thioredoxin domain-containing protein 5 homolog (gene prtp). The transcript is spliced from 6 exons. Lineage: Eukaryota; Metazoa; Arthropoda; Insecta; Coleoptera; Nitidulidae. The record is from RefSeq and is a predicted model, not a curated record. Gene Ontology annotation, molecular function: protein disulfide isomerase activity. Bases 130 to 1290 code for a protein of 386 amino acids. Gene Ontology annotation, cellular component: endoplasmic reticulum. Gene Ontology annotation, biological process: protein folding.
CCAACUCAUUGAUGUGAUAAACGCGGAUAGGGGGCGUAUUUUUUAACCAUUCCAAAUAUUUCUUACGCCGGGUUCAGUCGGUUUUGAGCUGUGAUAUUCUAUGAAAAUUAGUCAAUAUUAAACUCAAGCAUGCAUUUAUUGUACCUAUUCAGUGUUUUAUUAUUUGUUUGCUAUGUAAAUUGUCACGAGGAAGACGUGCAUACGAUUCAGUAUACCACUGAUAAUUUUUCUGAUGAAGUACCAAAGAAAAACCAUUUCGUCAUGUUCUACGCACCAUGGUGUGGUCAUUGCAAAAAAUUGGGACCCACCUGGGAGCAGUUGGCUGAAAUGCUCAAUGAGGAUGAUAGCAACAUAAAAAUUGCAAAAGUGGAUUGUACAACAGACCACAAAGUUUGCUCAGAUCAGGAUGUAACUGGUUAUCCCACUCUUAAGUUCUUCAAAGUGGGUGACUCUGAAGGUGUCAAAUUCAGGGGCACCAGAGAUCUUCCUUCAUUAACUACUUUCAUCAAUGAACAAUUAAGAGAGGGUGAUGAAGAACAGACUGCCGAUGUUGGUACCCCACAACCCGUAAACGGUUUGACCGAAUUGACUGAAGAAAACUUCGACGCUCACGUUGGCAAAGGAAAGCAUUUCGUUAAGUUCUAUGCCCCAUGGUGCGGACACUGUCAAAAUUUGGCCCCCACUUGGGAGGCUCUCGCCAAGUCCUUGGAAUUUGAGGAGGACGUUACCAUUGCCAAAGUUGAUUGCACCCAAAACAGGGAGGUGUGCAACCGUUAUGAAGUUAAAGGAUAUCCAACUCUUUUAUGGAUUGAGGAUGGCAAGAAGAUUGAAAAAUACCAAGGCCAACGCACCCACGAAGAUCUAAAGGCUUACGUAAAUCGUUUGAUGGGCUCAAGCGGAGGUAAUGAGGUAGAUUCUGAAGAUGAAAAACCGGAAACGACCGGCGAAGCUGUUGGUGAACUAACAGGUGCUACUUUCACUCAUGGUAUUGAAAAAGGAGUGACUUUUGUUAAAUUUUUCGCACCCUGGUGUGGACAUUGUAAACGAUUGGCGCCCACUUGGGAAGAUUUAGGUAGGAAGUUCAUUGGCGAUGAACGCGUAAAAAUUAUCAAAGUUGACUGCACGUUAGAAGCUAACAAGGAAUUGUGCAAUAACCAAGAGGUUGAAGGUUUUCCUACAAUUUUCUUGUAUCAAGAUGGUAAGAAGAUUUCAGAGUACAGUGGUAGCAGAACGUUAGAAGAUUUACAUGACUUUGUAAUUAAACAUACAACCAGUCAUGAUGAAUUGUAAAUUUUGUUGGGCUUCAAACAUUUUGGUCGGUAAAUUAUCGGUCAAUAAAGAAAGAGUUUUAGUAAUAGUAAAUUCAAUAGUGUUGAUGACCAUUUUGUAAUUGUGUGAUUUUAUUUCUUUUUUAGUGUAAUGUCCCAUUCCUUUAUUACUUUAUACCAAAUAAAUGAUUUUAUACUAA